Triticum dicoccoides is the source of this 1468-nucleotide messenger RNA. RefSeq lists its product as uncharacterized. The transcript has 2 exons. NCBI's taxonomy places the organism in Eukaryota, Viridiplantae, Streptophyta, Magnoliopsida, Poales, Poaceae. Bases 227 to 1108 code for a protein of 293 amino acids. Gene Ontology annotation, molecular function: protein binding. The record is from RefSeq and is a predicted model, not a curated record.
GCGCACCCGCUCACGCCCAGUCGAGGCCCUACACGUCGGCGUUCAUCACGUGCCUCUUCGGCCCGGCCGCCGGAUUUAUAUAUUCGCGCGCCAGCCGUGCCCGCAGUGUCAGUCGGUGAGUGACGCGACGCACUCGCCCGUACACUGCCAGUCCGCCUGAGAUAUUUUUCUCUCUCUCCGGGGUGAGGGUGCGGCAGAGGGAGAGGGUAGACCGCGGGUGGGCGUGAUGCUGCUGCGGAGCGCGUCCUCGCCGCUGCUCAACGCGGCGCGCGUGCCGGCGGCCGCAGCGGUGGACCAUGUAGUGGGCCACAGGCACCUCGCGGUGGCGUCGCCGGCGGGGCAUCACGGGCCGAGGCAGCAGGGGGCGUUGUGCCGCGCAUUGUCCGAGGCCGAUCUGCUGGCGCCCGUGUCGCUCCCGGCCGCGAGGAGCUCGUCCGCGUCCGCUUUGCUCGAGGAAGACGAGGAGGAGGCGCAGCAGGAGGACGAGGACGUGGUCGGGGUCGGGGUGGCGGCCGUGCCGCUGCGCCGGCUGCUGACGAGCGCGGGGCUGGACGCGGCCGUGGGGCGGGACGAGGAGGCUGCAACCGGUGGCGGAACCCUGGCGCUCCUCGAGGGCGUCGGGGGAGGCGGCGGGCGCGGGAAGGUGUGCGGCGGCUGGCAGGGCGGCCGUGGAGGAGACGGGGACGGCGACGGCGACGGAGGUGACCGCGGCGCCACCGACGCGCACUACCGGCGGAUGAUCAGGGCCAACCCGGGCAACUCGCUGCCGCUGGGGAACUACGCCAGGUUCCUCAAGGAGGUGCAGGGGGACGCGGCGAGGGCGCAGGAGUACUACGAGCGCGCCAUCGUCGCCAACCCCGGCGACGGCGACGCCCUGGCGAUGUACGCGGGCCUCGUCUGGGAGACCAGCCGCGACGCCGAGCGCGCCGACGCUUACUACAACCGCGCCGUCCAGGCCGCGCCCGACGACUGCUAUGUCCUGGGAUCCUACGCCGGGUUCCUGUGGGACGCCGAGGAGGAAGACAAUCUCAACGACGGGCAGCCUCCGGCGGGGUCGCCGCCGUUCUAUGGGGCAGCGCAGCCAUCCUCCAUCAGAGCGGCAUCUUAGACGAAGAGCCAAUCUCACUGCCAGUAAACAAACUGCAUCUGGAACUCUGCAAGGAAGAGCGACAUGCCACGAUCACGGUGGCCUCCCGAGGGAAGCCGCCGCCACUGCCGUCGCCGGCCGGGUCGCAGCAGCUGGUAAACUAAAUAAACCAAGUCCGGCUAAAUAUGUAGUGUGCAAAAUGAAUCUGGAAAGAGCAGUGCGCUUCUAAGGUUGGUAGGAUCUGCAGCACUGCAGGAUAAAUAUGUGGCCUAAUAAGGUUUUGCUGUGCUUGUACAUGUAGAAUGUUCCUGAUAGCAUGGUGUAUGUAGUGUAUGUACCACUUGUGAAUUACAGUAAUUGCCAAAACCGAUUGUCCCAGCA